This is a messenger RNA of Astyanax mexicanus (Mexican tetra), 2638 nucleotides long. It is a transcript of the gene cibar1, whose product is annotated as CBY1 interacting BAR domain containing 1. The coding region runs from base 154 to 1086 and encodes 310 amino acids. NCBI's taxonomy places the organism in Eukaryota, Metazoa, Chordata, Actinopteri, Characiformes, Acestrorhamphidae. Gene Ontology annotation, cellular component: ciliary transition zone; ciliary basal body. The record is from RefSeq and is a predicted model, not a curated record. Gene Ontology annotation, biological process: cilium assembly. The transcript is spliced from 9 exons.
ACCGGAAGCGGUAGUACCUCCAACGCCAUGGAAACGGCGGACGGCGUCCGUUUCUCUCGAAGCUAAAAAUCAUCACCCAGAGAAAAUAUACAUCAGCGGGAUCCUUUAAAUCACUCAGUCCUUUAAAACUCACAGCCGCCGGCCGGAGACACCAUGAACCGAAAUCCAGACGCGCGGAUAAGGGACACACAAACCAAGCAGAUCCAGGAGAGCAUCACCCAUGUGGAGAAACACUUCGGAGACUUGUGCCAACUCUUUGCAGGAUAUGUUCGUAAAACUGCCCGUCUGAGGGACAAAGCCGAUCUGUUGGUUAAGGAAGUCAGCCAGUAUGCAGACACAGAAACACCUAACUUAAAACAUGGACUGAAGAAUUUUGCAGACCAGCUUGCCAAGAUUCAGGACUAUCGCCAAGCAGAGGUGGAAAGACUGGAAGCUAAAGUUGUUGAGCCGUUGAAAACCUAUGGCUCUGUUGUGAAAAUGAAAAGGGCAGACCUGAAGCUGACCCAGACCGCUCGGAACCGAGAGGCAAAGCAGAUGCAGCAGCUGGAGAGAAUGAGGCAGAGAAACCCCUCAGACAGGCAGAUCAUUUCACAGGUGGGUCAUCCUAAUCUCCAUUUCUUCAAAACAGCUGAGAGCGAACUCCAGAGAGCCACAAUGGAUGCCACGCGCACGACUCGCCAACUGGAGGAGACAAUAGACGUGUUUGAAAGGCAGAAGAUUCAGGAUAUCAAGAAAAUCUUUAUGGACUUUGUGAGUGUAGAGAUGAUCUUCCACGCCAAAGCUCUGGAGCUGUACACUACUGCCUAUCAGCACAUCCAGAAUGUUGAUGAGGAGGGCGAUCUAGAGGUAUUCAGGACCUCGCUGCACCCUCCUGACUAUCAGUCUCGUUUAGACAUAGUCCGUGCUAAUUCCAGAACAUCCUUGAACCGAACUGGAACAUCCAUGAGCAAAUCCGGGACGUUGCAGUCGAGGAAUCCAGCAUCACAGGGGAAAAGGGACGAUGAUGAGGAUGAGGACGAUGAUGAUGAUGAAGAGGAUGAAGAUGAGGAUGAGGAUUUGGAGGAUGUUACAGAUGAGGAGAAUUAAACUGAGUAUAAGCAGGAUGACUCUACCUUGUGCCACAAUAUUUAACAGUGUUAUAAUUAAUUGUACUAAAUUCUAUAGUGAUCUUAUGCCAAGUUUACACUACAUGAUUUUCAUCCUAUUUUCUACUUGCUGACUGUUUUUACAGCCAAUUAAUCCUUUUGAAAGAGUUUGUCAUUUUUCACCCAGUGUUGCUAAACAGUCGUUUAAUGUGUAAACCACAACCAUUAAAAGAUUCCCGAUUUUAUGACGAUUUUUAAGUUGUGUGGUGUGAGUAGUACGAUAAACUGACAACUCUGAAAGUCGUGUACUGUGAACAUGGCAUUAAAUAAAAAACUGGCGUAAUAAAAAGUGUUUGUACAACCAGCAGUGAUAUUACUUAUAAUUAACUCAAAGUAGUAUUAAUGAAACCUUUACUGUUUUUUGAUAAUAUUCUUUAUUUAAAAUCUGUAGCAUAACAUUAAACAUCCAUUAUAAGUUUUUUUUGUAAAAAAGGGACCAUAAGUAUUUGAGUAAUUAAUAGAAUUAAUCAUUAUUUGAUUCUCUUGUAUAAUCUGUAGUCCAAAUUCCAAAAGUCAUGGAAUAUUAGUAUAUAAAUUGAUAACCAGUAUGUGCUUUGACAGCCAAACUUAUAAGUAUAAGUGGUGAGGUGUUAUCUUGUCAGUGAGGUUGACAGUCGAAGUCCUGCUAGUAGAGCCUGUAUCAUUCCACACUGUGACAAAUGUACCGAAAAUACAUAGAAGGCAUUACCAUUGUGAUCGUGACCUGUGACUUCUGGCUAACAUUGUUUGUGCGAAACAAUUUGACUGUAACUCUGCCAGAAAUACAGCUCUGGAAAAUAUUAAGAGACCACUUCAGUUCCUGAAUCAGUUUCUCUGAUUUUGCUAUUUAUAGGUUUAUGUUUGAGUAAAAUGAACAUUAUUGUUUUAUUCUGUAAACUACAAACAACACUUCUCCCAAAUUCCAAAUACAAAUAUUGUCAUUUAGAGCAUUUAUUUAUUCAGACCUCAAAUAAAGCAAAAAAAAAAAAACAAUUUCAUAUUGAUAAAGUUUUAAGAGUUCAGAAAUCAAUAUUUGUUUUAAAUCACAGUUUUUAUGCAUCUUGGCAUGUUCUUCUCCACCAGUCUUACACACUGCUUUUGGAUAAUUUUAUGCCACUCCUUGUGCAAAAAUUCAAGCAGUUCACCUUGGUUUGAUGGCUUUGUGAUCAUCCAUCUUCCUCUUGAUUAUAUUCCAGAUGUUUUCAAUUUGUUAAAAUCAAAGAAACUCAUAAUUUUUCAGUGGUCUCUUUCAUUUUUUUUUUUCAGAGCUGUAUCCCACAGGUCAGUGCUGCAGUCUUUAGCUUCCAUGGGUCAUGGCAAGAGUUAUGCAACAUGAUUCUAUUUUCUGUCCCAUGACAUGUGGCUUGCCAAUAUAUGUUGUAAUGUCGCAAUAACAAGGUUAAUUCCUUGCCACGCAGUGUUAGACAGUGUUCAUAAUCUGUAAAAAUGAAAUGACUGCCUUAUAAAAUGUCAAGUGACCAAAUAAACACUGAUUCUUUUUUUAUGGAAUUGAA